UUUUUUUUUUAUUUUCUCUUCAUAUAUUCAUCAUCAUACAACAUGGAAAAGUUUAAGGAAAAAUUGGCCUCACUUCGCUCUGAAAUUGAUACUGCCAACAACCGCGCUCAAGAACUUGAAGAAAAGGCCACUGCCUUGGAAACUCAACAUGCUAACAAGGAUGAUGAAUUCACCUCUUUACAAGAACGUGCCAAGCUUUUGGAAGAACAACUUGAACAAGCUGAAGCUGAUUUGAAGGAAGCCAGUGCAAAUUUCCGUGAAGCUGAUUUGCGUGCUGAACAACUUGGCAAGAAGGCCAUCAAGUUGGAUCAAGAACUCAAGACCUUGGAAAAGAAGAAUGAUGAAUUGGAAGAAAAGUAUAGAGCUGCCAAGGCUGAAAUGGACGAAUUGGAAUCUCAACUUGAAGGUGUUUAGAUGGUUUAUAGGUAGACUUGUAUCGUUUAAGUUUUUUUAUCCACUUUAUACACCACACAAACAAACACAUAUAUACAUAUCUACUUGAUGAUUCUCCCCUCUUUUCUUUUUCUCCUAUCAUUUUGCCCUCUUUUUUUAUUUUAUUUUAUUUUAUUUUAUCCAUAUUUAUCUUUUGAUGGGAAUAAUAAAACAAACAAAACAAUAUAAAUAUGA
This is a messenger RNA of Halteromyces radiatus, 627 nucleotides long. RefSeq lists its product as uncharacterized. The transcript has 3 exons. The coding region runs from base 43 to 414 and encodes 123 amino acids. Lineage: Eukaryota; Fungi; Mucoromycota; Mucoromycetes; Mucorales; Cunninghamellaceae. The record is from RefSeq and is a predicted model, not a curated record.